Messenger RNA from Etheostoma spectabile (orangethroat darter), 1814 nucleotides. RefSeq lists its product as uncharacterized. Gene Ontology annotation, molecular function: phosphotransferase activity, for other substituted phosphate groups. The transcript has 6 exons. Gene Ontology annotation, biological process: phospholipid biosynthetic process. NCBI's taxonomy places the organism in Eukaryota, Metazoa, Chordata, Actinopteri, Perciformes, Percidae. Gene Ontology annotation, cellular component: membrane. The record is from RefSeq and is a predicted model, not a curated record. Bases 223 to 834 code for a protein of 203 amino acids.
AGAAGAACCAGGCUCGUGGACUCAGACCGUAUACAGUAGUAUAACUCUGACACUAUAGGGAAGAAAGCAUAAAUAAAUAUCUAUAUAAAUGUCUGUACGACAGCUACGUGUGUUUAGAUCAUAGACAGUAAUAGCUAGACAGGUCGGUUUAUGAAGCAGGUUGCAUUAUUAUUUUCCGGGAUCAUGCGCUACUGGACCACUCAUAGUCAUAGUUGAUCGGAGAUGGGACUCCAAGUUCUGCUGUGGUGGCCGAACAUUAUCGGAUACAUUAGGAUUGGCCUUGUGUUUGCUGCAUGGGCUGCCUAUAAGACACCAGCAGUCUUUGUGUCUCUUUACUCCGUCUCCAUAGCACUGGAUGGAGUGGACGGCUGGCUGGCGAGGAGGCUCGGGCAGACCUCCAGGUUUGGAGCCUGGCUGGAUGUAGUGGUGGACAACCUGGGCAGAGGCAUGCUGUGGAGCCUUCUCUUUAAGUGGGGUUGGCUGGUGUCUGCCUUGGAGUGGUGCGUGUUUGUGUGUAACCACAAUGCCAGAGGUGACCAUUGGAAGAACAGUUUCAUCACCAGCCCUCGUUUCAUACAAGCCAUCAUGGCAAACGGGUUUCGGACACCUCUUGGCACAUGGGUGGUGAGUGGGCUGCACUGCCUCCCCCUGUGGCUGUAUGGGUGUCAGUGGGGCUUACUGUCCCACUGGCUGUAUCUGCCUCCCUGGAUCCAGGCUGCGGGGACCCUGCUGCUGGCUGCAGGCCGCCUGCUGGCUCUAUCAGCGGAGAUAUGGUGUAUAUGGACACACAUCGAAUACCUCACCAAUGAUGAGCCGGAAGAGAAAAAAAAGUGAAAGCCACUCAGCAGUCAGAAAAAUUGUCCUAACGCUGACAUUAUUCCGCCACCUUUAUAGAAGAGAUGGCCUCAGGUCACUUUUGGUCUUGUCCAAAGAAAAAUCAAUUCAGCCAUUGCUUUGGGAGAAGUGGGCCACAUGUAAAUCGGUGUAUUUAGAGGUAUAAGAUGGCAGUGAAAUCAUCUGACAGCAAUAAUAUUUGACUGCUCACUUACUUUCUGUUACAAAUUGGGAUUUCUCUUUUCAAACUAGUGAACAUGAUUGAUUUUUUUGUAUGGCUGCUGAGAUACAAAAAGCGUCUUAUCCUACCCUUGUUAAUAUAAGACUGUGUUGUAACAGGCAGUAGGCGUUCAGAUAUAUGUGGAAAAGAAGCCUCAUAGGUCUGUUGAACUGUUUAAGGGAAUAUGAAUGUUAUUUUUGUUAUUCACAGGGAACACAGUGGCAGGGCCCAAUUAUUCUUAAACCUGAGAAAAGACUGAAACCUUUUCUGAGAUGGUUUAAAUUGUGUCAAUAGGCCAGUUAGAAGUAUGAAAAUGUUUUUGUUUUUUUUGUUUUUUGUUGGGGGUAAGAGUAUUUGUGAUUGCUGUAAUUUACUUUAUGAAAUCCCACCAAAGACCCAAGGGAGAGACCUAUUGUACACAUAGAUCCCAACACUAUUGAACAGGAAGCUUGAAUAAAAAGCCUGUAUCUGUAAGGGACUUUUAUUUAUUUUUUAUAAACACUUCCCUUAAUGUAGCCUAUAUUUUAUGCCUGCACACUUUCUGCUGAAAAUAAAGAGAAUGUGUGUGGCUGAUGGGGUCAUUAUAAUUAUUCCUGAACUUACCGUUCAUGUGCAGAUUUAGUAAAGGUCAUCCAUGCAGACUUGACUAUUGGCCGCACACUUUGUUUGGUGUCAGCAGGUCAAACAUCCAAAGACUUUUACUUCUACAACACUGUGCUGCCAGGCUUUUAACCCGUUCUGAGAGAAGCGACCACAUCAC